Penicillium coprophilum is the source of this 1776-nucleotide messenger RNA. RefSeq lists its product as uncharacterized. Gene Ontology annotation, molecular function: transcription cis-regulatory region binding; DNA-binding transcription factor activity, RNA polymerase II-specific; zinc ion binding. Gene Ontology annotation, cellular component: nucleus. The coding region runs from base 1 to 1776 and encodes 591 amino acids. The transcript is spliced from 4 exons. The record is from RefSeq and is a predicted model, not a curated record. Gene Ontology annotation, biological process: positive regulation of transcription by RNA polymerase II. Lineage: Eukaryota; Fungi; Ascomycota; Eurotiomycetes; Eurotiales; Aspergillaceae.
AUGACCAGUUUGACCUCGUCCACCGUGAACCGUCGGCUCGACCUUAUUGGUCGACCCACCCAAAUUAUCGGCAGUCGAGCACACUUCGGGAAUGCAGAGCCUCCGAUCUUUCUUAACCGCAACAUCUGGGGUGAUGAGCAGAAACCGAUCUGUGCCAAUUGUGAGGUCAAGGGGCUCGCAUGUAAAUAUAGCUCUGAUUUGGAAUUUGUGUCGCAGCGCGAGGGGAAGUUUGUCGAUGAUUCGCCCCUUGCAGCUGUAAACAAGGACAAAUCAAAGGUCCCGCAGGCUUCUGCAAAUGUCUCUCAGAGCGAUGGCAAUGCUAGAUUUUCCGUAGACGAGUUACAGUCUUCGACCGAUGGCCCAGAUGAUCCUGGAGACACAGGCCGUGCCUUUGAAUUCCAAAACAUAUUGUCACCUGCAGUCCCCAAUGUCGACUUUUCUGGACCUCCAGUCCCGUUUGUCGCUGAACGGCGAGCGCCGGGUGCUCGAUACAUGAACAGUGCUCCGUACUUUGGAUACCGAUCUGUCGCCGGCGGUAGAACAGUCGAGCGACGAGGGACACUUACAGAUGGCAGUCACGAGACUGACUUGCUUCGACAUUUCCGGUACCACGUUGGUCCUUGGAUCGACACCGGGGACCCUGAGCUCCCGUUCGGUCUGCAUGUUCUUCUGCUCUCGCGAACCAACAGAGCCCUGCAAGCUGCGGUUCUUGCUCUAUCUGCAGCCCAGCGGCUUCUGGUGACAUCGCCGGAUAGCAAGGACCUAGAAAGCAGCCAGCAGUUCCGAAGGGAAGCGGAGGAGAGUCUGGCGCUUGAAUAUGAUCUGGCUAGAUAUGCUGGUCAUACCCUAUUGAUGCUUCAGGAUGUUCUACCUGCUGGGCCGCAGCAGUGGAGAAGCCUUUUAAUUCACCGAAUAGAGCAUGUCAGCGACUUCGCGUCACGAGCAGUGGGAGAAGAGGUCGGGGAUGCUUUGUUAUGGCUUUACUUCCGGCUUGAUCUCGCAAGCUCAAUAUCCUCUUCAAAACCACCACUCAUGCCCUUCCGAUCAUUAUUACGACGAGAUGGUACCUUAUUGCACCACGCACAAUCCAUGCGUCCUCAGACUGUGAAUUCCGUUUACAAGCACAUCUUGUGUCUUCUGGGACACUGCCUGGCCCUAAUACAUGGCGAUCCAGAGAUAUCUUCUCCUCAUACGGUCCCAUCGUCAGACCUGGCAGCAUUCCCAUCUUUACGACAAUCGCGCUCGCUAUCACAGUGGACAUUUCUCUGGUCAGACUGCCAGAAAUGGUACAACGAGCGGCCAGUAGACGUACAACAGAUCGUCGACAUUCGUGGUAGCGAAGCUGACCAAAUCGACCCAGACCACGACUCCUCAUUCCCAAUUCUCAUCUACACGACCCCGAUGGCGCUGGUCGCCAACGCUGUCUACCAUAUGAUCUCUCUCUUAUUGCUCACAAAUAAGCCACGGCUUCUGAAAUCACUACCCGGACCACGGUCCGUCACUUCGCAUAUAUGGCACGCGCAAUCAAUUGCCGGGAUUGCAGCAAGCAAUGACUCCCCCGAGCAAUGGGAUCCAAUAUUGGUUGCGAGUCUUCUCAUCAUUGCCAAGGAGAUGACACAUGAGUCUCAACAAACUGUUCUACUAGAUAGAUUUGCAAGAAUCACGGCUACGACAGGGAUCAAACUGGACCGAGAGACUAGCGAGCUUCAAGCGGCGUGGAACCUGGCGCGAUACGAAGAGGAAUUCGACGACGAAGCUGACGCUAUGAUUUCAUAA